CUUAUUUUUUAUCUUCCUUUACUUCCAUUUCCUUUUUACUUAUCAUAAUUUAUCCAUCAUGUAUAGAAAACAAGAUGAUUCACUACACUCUUCUAUUCUUCGUGUAACAAAGUCUAAUUAUUAUGACCGUGACAGUGGUAUAGCAACAACAGAGACAGAGGACGAGAGUGCAGCGCCGACCUGCAUAUUUAGUGACGACGAUGACUAUUAUAAACGAGCCAAUACUUCAGCCAUAAGUUAUGCUAUAGACAAAGACAGCAGUAUAUCUUCUCUGCUACACUCUCCAAACUACUUUGCUAAUCUAGGAGAUCAGGCAAUCUAUUCUCUCAAAGAUUUCAUGAACGAUCACGACUGGAAAAAAGUGUUGAAGCAUAAGAGCGGCGUUACUGUUUAUAUGCUUCAAAAGCAACAUAAAGGGGAAAAAUCAGCACUGUUUCGAGGAGAGACUGUCAUUGAAGGAUUUACCCCUCAAUCUAUCUUUUAUGUGAUCGGUAUGAGGAAAUUAUGGGAUGAACAAUUUGAAGAAGGAAGGCUGAUAGAAAACUUGAAUGAUACAACUUCGUUAACUUACGAAUCAUAUAAGUCAACCUCUUCAUCAAAAGCUUAUGAUGUGACACUUGUAGAAAAAAUUGAUUGCUCUGCAGACGGAGAAAUCAUCUUUGCCUGUACAAGCGUAGAUACCCCCAAGGCCCCAAAGGUGCCUGGAAAAAAUAGACAUCACGUCAAGAUCGAUGUUAACAUUUCCCUUUUUGUUCUUUCAAAAAAAAAGUUACAAGGUUGGAUACUUCGACAAACAAGUUCUUAUCCACCGGCAACCAAAGUUACAUUUAUUACACAAGAAUAUAUCAGGGGCUGGAUACCUGGACUCACCAAGAAAUCAUUGGCUAGAAAACCUUUAAUUAUUGCUGCCAUCGACGAUUACUUGCAACGAAAGGCAGACAGAUUAAAGACUCAGGGGCACAGCAAUCAGAAACAAAUAUCAGAGCCUUCUAUACCUAGAACUGUCACACCUCCUUCACCAUCCUCCACGCCCAGGUCUAUUCUUAGUCUGCGUACGCCUUCACCUCCGAACCGACCUGUCUAUAUGCAGUCUUCACCUACACUAGGAAUUGCGACACCCCCACUUACCAAGGACUAUCCAAAGGGACGUAUCAUCUUGUCCAACCCGCCGCCACGUGUAUCCUCACUAAGCUCAAAUACGCCAAAGCAAGUUAAAUUUGCAGAUGAUCCAGUACUGAAACCUACUACAUCCAAUCCAUACUUACCAAAGUUACCAGAAGUUCAUCCAGCGAGACUCUAUCCAGCAAGCCGUCAUAGGGAGGCGCGCAAGGAAAGUUUGGAGUCAUUGAAAAGACAUGUGGAAAGUGAUCUGGACGAAUGGAAAUCGGCAGGAGAAUCGGAGCAUGCCAAAUACUAUAUCAAGCCGCUUCCCGAUACAGCCUUACCGAUCAUGCGAAGCGACUGUGAGAUUCAAGGAGAUUGGUCGCCAGAGCAAGUUUGCUCUGUGAUUCAAUGCUUUGGUGCUCGAAAGAAAUGGGAUGAACAUUUUGAGGAUGGUCAAGUAGUAGAAAGAUUUUCACAAAAGGAAUACUUGAUUCAUAUCAAAAUGAAAAGUUUGUUUCCUAUUCAAAGCCGAGAUUUUUCAGUUCUCACAAGUAUCGAAAGCAACAUCAAUACAGGCGCAGUCUAUAUCGUGUCUACCAGUGUAGAGGACGAAUUACUGCCAUUAGAAGAAAAGGAGCAACAACGUACGCGAGGACAUUACACGACGUACGGAUGGGCGCUUCUGCCGAGCCGGAACUCGGUCAAGGUCACUUUUAUUGCUCACAUGCACCUCGGAGGCACGACACCAUUACCAUCAUCCAUUGUCAGACGAUUGACCACACAGGUCCCGUCCUGUCUGGAUCGAAUACAGAAUUAUUUGGAUCAAGUGGGCUGUCCACCCUAUAUUCGUCGGGUGGCAGGUAAGAUCGUACUAGAGCAAUUUGAUACAGAGAGCAAGUCGUAUUCGAUGACCUAUAUGGCCAAACACGCUCCAUCACGAAGAAAUCACUCGUCGUGGUGCACAGAUCUUCGUGUACAUCCACGCAUGUAUGCCUUGGGUUAUCAUGUCGAGACACAGCCGCUGGAUGGCGUACGAGUAGAGAUCAGGCCAGGUGUCGGAUUGAGGGUUUAUACGGAAAACGAGGCGUUGGAAGGAGAAAGGAUUCAUUUGACGAUUGUUCCUGUGUCAGAAGGCACUGAGCCACGAUAUACCUGGAACAGUUCCGAUAUUAUGGAAAGCAAAAGGAUUGAAAAAGUAGUAAUAGAAGAAGAAGAAGAAGAAAAAGAGCAAACAGAGGUUCGAGUAGAGAAACAAGUAGAUGUAGAACAUUCAGAUGAAAGUCAUGUAGAUAUUAUGGAACCGUUACAGAUUGAAAAAGUGAAUGUUGAUGAGGAAGCACCUGUUGUUGUAAAACGACGGCAUAGUGCAGACAUUGUCAUAACAGAUGAACUUGCAUUUUCCAUGGAGCAGUUUUCAUUUAUUAUUAUGCUCAUGCUAACAUAA
Messenger RNA from Rhizopus microsporus ATCC 52813, 2548 nucleotides. Its product is annotated as Bet v1-like protein. Bases 59 to 2548 code for a protein of 829 amino acids. The record is from RefSeq and is a predicted model, not a curated record. Gene Ontology annotation, molecular function: lipid binding. Lineage: Eukaryota; Fungi; Mucoromycota; Mucoromycetes; Mucorales; Rhizopodaceae. The transcript has 8 exons.